Messenger RNA from Plasmodium coatneyi, 3576 nucleotides. RefSeq lists its product as uncharacterized. Lineage: Eukaryota; Apicomplexa; Aconoidasida; Haemosporida; Plasmodiidae. Bases 1 to 3576 code for a protein of 1191 amino acids. The record is from RefSeq and is a predicted model, not a curated record. The transcript has a single exon.
AUGAACGUGUUUCAUGGUCCAGUGAACUACGUCCACCACACGAACAGCAUGUCGACUUCUCUAUUGGCGGAGGAAGAGGUGGUGAAAAGUCCGAGGAAAAUCAUUUUCUUUUAUGAAGACGUCGUCCAAGAGGUGGAAGUUCCCAAGGACGGAUUACACGAGUUGGAUACCCCAUCGAAAGGGAGAAACAAUGAUGACGCAGAAGGGAAUUACAAAAAUAGUUGUAAUCUAUGUGAAGAAAGCAGUGCCUUGUUUUUAACAGGUGGAGACAACAAACCGGAAGAGGAAGAAAAGCAUAAUGGACGGUUAGUUAACACAGAUAUAUUAAACGAUACUGUGUGUAGUUCACGUGGGAGGUUUGCAUUUGAAAGGGGGGAAGAUUCCAAGGUAGUGACUCAAGAGGAGGGCGAGCUGCCAAAUCAUUCACGCAGCAAGGACACGUUUGCUAAUGAGCGUAUUCAUGAAUCUGCAAUAAUCGGAGAAGGGUCAAAUGGGUACAUUUUCCAGACACAUGAAAUGGAGCAUGUGGACUUAUACACAGGGGAAGAAGCGGUGAAAGGGAAAAUGCCUGAAGGAAUCCGUGGCAUUAUUUUCACAUGUGACAGUGGAGAAUCGAGCGGGAGUUUUAUCGAAGGGAAUGAAGAAGACUCCCUGGAGGGAGAGAAGACGAUUAUGAUUCCUUCCAAUUGUGAGUCCUCCUCUACGGGGGGAGAUCCAAAUGGAGCAAAUAGUGCCUGUUCAUCUGAGUCUACAAGCAUAUAUCCACGUAGAAACGGCUUCGAUGGAACAGCUGUAGGGAAGGAGAAAGAACCGCGUGGGCAACCACCGGAGGGGGCAAUCCGUCCAAGUGAGCCGACAAGAACCCACGAUGAAGACAAAACGUCGGACUUGUCUUCCGAUAAUUUCGCAGACUUAAACCUAUCCGACAGUUCGAUCGGUUCAAAAGAGGAUGUAGUGCCUCCCUUACCAAGGGGUAGUGAGCAUCUGUUUAAAAUAGAGGACCAGAAAAACGAACAUGCUACAAAUGCAACACAGGAUUGGAUUAAGAAGUGGCAGGAUUGUCUCCAUGGCCCCAACAUAGGGAACGAAUUUGUGCCAGACAGGUUGGGAAAAUUACCUAAGUCCGACCACCUUGGGGAAGACAACCCCCAAACUGAACCCGAACCCGAACGGAGUAGUAGCGACCAUUUGGUUAGGAACCCCCCCGUUGAAAUCUCCAAAGGGGGAAACACUAAAAAUAAAAACACCAACAUUUACAGUGAACAAAUGAAGGGUGCAGCUUUUGAUUGUUCACAGGAGAGGACACUUUAUUACAACCCUGUCCUGGGGAGGAGAAAAAAGAAAAAAAAAAAAGCCCGACAAAAUGGACCAAUCGUUGGGAACAUAGAAAGUACAGCACACACAGGACGUUACGAUUGUGUUAACUCGAACCGAAUGAUGAGGAACACACGUGGGAAUAGUCACUCGAUGGGAACUUUAAAAUGUGAGGACGCCCCGUCAAGUAGUGACAUGAGGAAGACCUGCAUUUGCACUGACAGAGGUGGAAAAAAAACGAAUCCUAUUUGUAAUGGUAGAAGUGGCCACAUAACAAAUUGCAAUCAGUGCAGAUUGUAUGACCUGUUCAGGCGAAAUAACAGAGCGCUGUCGGAGGUUUAUUUUAACGUUGUGCCAAACUCAUGCAGGAAUGCCUCUCACGGGGGAGGUAGUAACCAGUUACAUAUCGACACAAGGGUGGCAAAUGGUGAGAAAGGGCAAUCACGAUGUUGUCUCCAUUCGAUAGAGGAAUCACUUUGUAAUGGUGCAAGAUGGGGUCCCACGUGGGAUUGCGAACAUGUGAACCAUAGUAACAUGUUCUCACGACGGGACCGCUACAGUUACCCCGAAAGUAAUGACAACAGGGGUGACUGUAAAAACUGCAAUGAUGAUGAGACGAACAUACAAGACAGCAUAUCCGUGUUGGAAGAGAAAUACGCCUCCAUCGAUGGGAGCACGGAGACGAUACGGAACGGUGUAAGCUGCGGGGGGCAGGUGGACGGAACCAAAAUGAAUCUCCCCUUUGUAAUGCCCUAUUACGACUGUGCUUCCACGCAGAAGGACAUGAAUAUCUACCCCCUCGGGCACCCUCCGCAGGGUGGGACAUGCAACAGCUGCUUCGAAAGAAGGUUAGCUCAAGUGAGUUCUCUUCAACGGGGAGAGACUUCCAGUUGGUUAAACAUGGUUAAUUCGAAUGGGCGUUCGUAUGGUGUUUUUCCCGCCUGCGGAACUUGUACUAGUGAGUCUGAUCGAGCCGUUUCGUCAUUCUUCCCGAGGGAGGUACCCCCCCACCAUGUGGGAAUGAAUGAGGACACGCCAAUUUGCAACUUUCCUUCGCGAUGCAGUGCGGCAUACGAAGGGUGGAUGGUCAGAAGGUGCUCCUUCUGUGCAUGCAGUUGCCGUAGAUGCUGUUGCUGUAGUUGCAGAUGCGAUGGGAGCAUUUUCGAGGAGGCGUGCAAAAUUGUGAAUUUCCGGAACGUGCUGGAUAACCGGCUGCCGUCGAACUACAUAGACGUCGACGCGAACCCCAAUUGGGUGCGAAGAAGCCUCCUCCAUUACGCUACCGGAAGUGGUGAUAGGAAGACACAGAAACAGCAGCGCAAGCAAAAAGUGGUUAGAAGUUCAAACAGUGAAGCAGACAAGUUGAAUGAUGUACCAACUGGCGACGAAGACCCUAUGGAGGACGAAAGAAAGACGAUCCAAAGAGUUGCACCUGGAAAGAGGAAACACCUCUUUCGCGGGGCCAACAUUUUUGGGAACUCAAAUGGGAGCGAAAAGGACAACAGUGUAUAUUGUGUGCCGAGUAAGGAUGAAGAAAUUUGCGUCUUCCCCCAGGAGGUGCAGAACAACCUGGAAGGAAUCAUCAUGGGCAGCACCAGCAGUGUGAGAAGUGAAGACCGUAACGUUGAUAGGUGCAUCCAGGAGAGUAGUACGGACUACCAUUGUGAGAGAAGUGCACACGGAAGCAACCCGAACGACACUCCCCCCGAUCGGAAGAAGAAAAAGGACAAAAACAGGAGCAGCCAAAAAGACAAUAGUGGGACAAAAAAGCAGAAAAAAAAAAAAAAAAAAAAAAUACUCAAUGUGCAAAAGUACUACGAAAGCAAUUCUACCAACCUGUUCUGGAGUGACCUCCGAAAUUCGAACAUGCCGCAGGUGGAACAGCUAACUGAGGUGGAACAGUUGACUGAGGUGGAACAGUUGACUGAGGUGGAACAGCUAACUGAGGUGGCGGAGCUUACCCAAGUGGACGAGCUUACUAGUACGGUGCACACAGGUGGAGCUAGCCCAGAUGAUACGCCCACCAUUCAGGAGGACAAGCAGUAUGACAACCAGCAUGACAACCAACAUGACAACCAACAUGACAACCAACAUGACAACGUGAACUUACAAAGUAGGCACAUAAAAAAAUACGAGCUACGGACCAAAAGAAGAGUUAAAUAUGCUUGGCCCUCCGUACUUAAGAAGCUAAGGAGAGACGAUUCGCGCUUAGUGUAUGAUCCCUUUUUGUACAAUAGCACGUGGCGGAUAAAAAAGGCAUGA